AAGGGGAAAGUCACAUGUGAUAACAGUGAGAAGUCCAUAUGUGACUAUUCUUAGCCCUGGAAUGUAUACAAUGCCUCAUUGCCUGGUGGUUCUUUCACAAAGCUCCAGAAAGCAGCGAAAGUGCCUUCAGAAUAAACAAAUCCAGAAAUGAUCCUCUAUGAAUCACUUACCAACAGAAAGAAACAUCUUGAGGGUAUACAGUUUUUGCUCAUGUACUAGCUAUGGAAAAUCUCAGCAGAGACUAAAGGACACCAAGUGAGUGAAUGCAGUGAAGGACAACAUAAGGUAAACAUUUCUACCAUGUGAUUUCACUGCAGAUUGAACAGUCAGAUUGUCAUGAAGAUAGCCAUCUUAUUGUUCUGCCUGGUACAUUGUUUAGUCGUGUGUCUGAUUAAUAUAACAAACAACAACUAAGCAGAGUUAAUAAAUAACCAUUUUAAUGCAGAUUCCCAGUCUCUAGAGUUUAGUUUGUCCUGUUGCAGAGUUUAGCUCUGCCAGAUUUACAUUCUUCAGUAAUGACUAACUCUAAGGGAAAGAGACAUAAGUUACUAAAUUGCGAAUACUUUAAAAAUAGCGAAGAAAAGGCUGAGCACAUUUAUUAGACAUGUUUAAAAUGAACAUACAAUUUGCUCAGGGCUUUUCCCUUUAGCCCCAAGUCAGCAAGAUCAUUUUAGUGCUUAUGCUGUGUGUGAGGCUCACAGAAGAUGCCGACCUCACAUCCGAUACCUUUAAAAAACAAACAAACAGAUGCUGAAUGACCUCGUGGCUUGUAUACUCCCUUCCCACUGCACUUAACCAGUGUUCUUAUUUCUGUGCGCAAACAGAGAGAGAAUAUUUAGAGUAACCAUCAAUGUUCUGAUCCCUAGCCCCUUUGGAGCUGGGCAUUUAUAUAAAAGCUGCUAAGAAUUUGUCUUCCCUGCCAAGCCCAAUAUUCCUCUCUCUCACAUUUCGCUAUGGAGGAAGAAUCUGCAAAGGACCUUCUCUUCAAAGACCAGGACUUCUCCUCUGAACUAUUGAGGCAGCUCAACGUUUUAAGGCAAAACGGGAUGUUGACUGAUGUUACUCUCUGCACUAGCGAGUUUGAAAUCCCUUGCCACAGGAAUGUGCUGGCUGCAAGCAGUCCUUACUUCAAGGCAAUGUUCUGUAACAACUUUAAAGAGAGUUGCCAGGCAAAAGUUGACUUGAAAGGCAUUGACUCCAAUAUUUUGUAUCAGAUUGUCCUUUAUGUUUACACAGGAGAGAUUCUUAUAACAGCCGAGAACGUCUUGUACCUAAUGGAGGCCACUUCCAUGUUACAGUACAUUAAAUUGUUCCAGGCCUGCUCCUUGUACCUCCAGGACCAGCUGACUCCUGAGAAUUGCCUGAGCAUGAUAAGGCUCUCUGAAAUCUUUAACUGCCAGAAUCUCAAUAAGAAAGCCAAGGAGAUGGCUCUGAAAUAUUUUCCUGAAGUAGCCUCUUCUGAAGACCUGAAGGAGCUUUGUGCAUUGGAGUUGAUCAAUUACCUUGGGGACGAUGAGCUCUGUGGUGAGGAGGAACAAGUGUUUGAGACACUCAUGGUUUGGAUCCGGCACGAUCUCCAGGCGCGACAGGGCUAUAUCCAAGAUUUGUUCAAGAAGGUCCGGCUUCAAUACGUCCACCCAACCUUCCUUUUCCACUUCAUUGCCAAUGACUCCCUCAUUCAGUCUUCACCCGCUUGUAGAAGCAUCCUGGAAUCAGCUAGGAGACAGAUGUUUUCAUUAUACAGCACCAGCACUCCUGACAUCAAACCCAUGUGGCACGUUCCCCGCAGAUAUUCGUACCAAGAGUUCCUCAUAAUCAUUGGUGGCAGGAAGGACAACCAGACGACAACCAGGGACGUCCUCCUAUAUGAUGAGAAGACCAACCAGUGGCUGAGCCUCGCCAAGCAUCCUGUGCGCCUUUACAAAGCCUCUGCAGUGAGCUUGCAUAGCAAUAUCUAUGUGCUAGGAGGGAUGCCUGUUAGCUGUGAGAAAAGUCCAGUCAGUGAUAAUGUUCAUAUUUUCUCCCUCAAGCUAAAUCAGUGGAGGUUAGUUGAACCCAUGCUGGUUCCACGCUAUUCUCACAGGAGCAUAGCCUAUAAGAACUACAUUUUCUCAAUUGGAGGAAUUGGAGAGAACCAGGAAAUUCUGAAUUCCGUGGAGAGGUACGACAGCAUUUAUAACAUCUGGGAGAACAUGGCAAACAUGCCCGUUGCUGUCCUUCACCCUGCCGUUGCAGCUAAAGACCAAAGAAUUUAUCUCUUUGGAGGGGAAGACAUUAUGCAAAACCCUGUCCGUCUAAUACAGGUUUACCACAUAUCCAGGAACAUGUGGUUUAGAAUGGAGACCAGAAUGGUGAAGAAUGUUUGUGCACCAGCAGUGGUGAUUGGAGACCGGAUUAUCAUUGUUGGAGGGUACACCCGGAGAAUAAUCGCCUACGAUACUAAGGCCAACAAGUUUGUUAAGUGUGCAGACAUGAAGGACAGACGGAUGCAUCACGGAGCUGCUGUGAUCAAAAACAAGCUAUAUGUUACUGGAGGGCGCUGUCUGACUGCAGACAAUACAAUCCAAGACUCUGAUUCAUUGGAGUGCUAUGAUCCUGAGACUGACACAUGGACUUCGAAGGGGAAACUCCCACACAAACUCUUUGACCAUGGAUGCCUUGCUCUUCAGUGUGUCCCCUAUUCCAACCUCCUGUAAAGGAAUCUUGUGUUACUCUGGCCCAGAGGGCCCAAAUUGCUGGGUAUGGUGCAUAUGGAAAGUACUAGCAACUGUCCCAAUCAUCUGCCAGUGAAGCAAGCAAAGAAGGCAGUCAUCUCCAGGGUGCUGUGUGCAAAAGGCCAUGAAUUCUCAGAUCUAUAUGUACAUACUGCAGCAAAAUGGGAUGUAAUUUGCUGUAAAAUACUGGAGUACAUACUGUAUUGCCAACAGUCCCACCCUGAGGUCCCUACUCAGAUUUUACUCAAGCAAUUGGAGUAAAAACUGUGCAAGAGCCUCAGGAUUUCGCAGAGUAUAACGUGUUUUGGAAGAUGAUAGAAAUGCUGAAGUCUCGGGGGAAACAUGUCACAACAAAGUUGCUAAUGUAUUUAUAACACGGCCCUCUACUUGACAGAAACAGGACUCCUCAAGUGUGUGUCGUAGCCCGGAUACUAACAGGAUUUCUCCUUUAGUUCUGGUGGCAGGGGCUUUAGGAAUAGGAGGAUCUGAGUUCUAUCCCCCACCCCUCAUGAAGUUCUGAGUAGCCAUGUGAUGCUAAAUAUCCAUGGAUUUGCUACAAUACUCAUCUAGUAACAGGGAAAACCUUUCUGCCAUCAGUUAAUGCUAAAACAAGGGCUUUGAAAAAUGAACAGGUUAUAUAGGAAGGUAGGGAAGAAAUGACUACAUUUUAUGUUCCACAUCACAAAUUAGAGAGGAACAAAACCCCAAUCCUUGACUCUGAACCCUUUCAAGUGUUGGUGAGAUGGAGAUUUGAAUCCCUAGAGCUGACCACUGUCCUGGUGACUGGAGGAAAGUGGGUCAAGAUCUCUUUAAGAAUUUUCUCUUCUAUCUUCUCCCUUAAGGAACAAGAGAAGGGUUGCCAACCCUCCAGGAUUGGCCUGGAGUCUCCCGGAAUUGGCAUUGAUCUCCUGGUGACUAUUGACAGCAAUCCAGGAGAUUUUAAUAGUUUAUUUUAAGAAAAUAACAUUAUGUCACAUUGGGGAAAAAUCUCUCCCGGAAUAGCUUCAGUCAGAGUUGGCAACCCUAGAAGAGAAGAAGGAAAUGAAGAGAGGGGCACAAGAAGCCCAAAAGUUGUCUACUUGUUUCUUCUUUUUGGAGAGAAGAAGAGAAAGCUUCCAGUCCUCUCUCUACGUCAGGGAUUACAAUGAAGUCAGACAUAGAGGUUGGCUAGGAAGCUGCUAAACCACAGGAACUCCUGUACAGCUGGAAAAACGAGGGUAACAGAUGCAAGACAGUGGAUCCAGAAGAGAAGAUAUAUUUGCAGGGAGCCACUCUCUUCCCCUCGCAAAAACUAAAACAAAACCUACCAUCUGAUAGUGAAAAUGUCCUGGACUCUCAGACCAGUCAGCAUAAACUGUUGAGACAGUGAGGGGUUUUCAUGGCAGCUGGUGAUCGGCAUCUAGGGAAAGGAUGUCCGAUACGCAAUACUGUGCUCAUUGUAACAAGGCCUUACAGGAGUGCAGACGAGUAUGAGGAACUGAUAGGCUAAUGGAAAGUAGUUGAAUCAGAGGGGGAAAUUACAUUUCAAGUGGCUAGUUUUAAUGCUGCAACAGAAAAUUGUUCCCUAUAAAGCAAAUGGUGAUGUGAUUUUGCUACUUGUGGUUUUUGCCAGCUCUUCCCUUCUGGCAAUCUGAGUAAACCUACAUAAGAGGAAGUGGGGAUGAUCACAGGUUCCACCUAGGGUGACCAGAUAGCAAAGGUGAAAAAUCAGGACAGGAGGUGGGGGGUAAUUGGCACCUCUAUAAGACAAAGCCCCAAAUAUCAGGAAUGUCCCUAUAAAAUCAGGACAUCUGGUCAACCUAAUUCCACCCUUCAGCUCCUAAACUUUCCACCAAGGGCCUGCCAAGUCUGCAUUUUCUCCAUGGAAUUGGACUGCUUGUGAAUGCCAGUUGCGGUAUUUUUUUUGAGCAGUCAGGGGUUGUGGAACUUCCCAAAAUACCGCAACCCACACUGCUCAAAAAAUACCACAGCUGGCAUUCACAACACAAGUAGCCCAUGUACCCCCCUGCAAAUGCCACAUGCGGGGCGGAGGCAGAUCCGGUCCUCCGUUCACGUUCUGGAUGCUGAGCUCUCUCCACACCCCAAUUGGUCCCUCCUCUUCAUCUGCAGCUGGUGGAUCCCACCUGCCCUGCCAGGUAAGCAGAGCUGCCAAGCGCCUCUCAGCCAGGCCGCCUGCCCCACUGCAGGGCCUCAGAGCCUGGCCAGGAGGGGUGACAAGGCCAGGUCCUGGCUCCCUGCCCUGGGAAAGGAGAGAGGCCUGUAGGGAGGCUGACUGACAGGCUGGCGCUGCAUCCUGGGGCUGUGCUACUCGCCCUGCCACUGUGACAGAGUGCAACACUGUCCCCAAACUUGAGUGUGAGACCACAGGUACCUUUUCCAGCAUCCCCCAUGUACCUCUACCAGUACACACACACACCUAUCCCACAUCCCCCCAAAUACCUCUCCCAGUACACCCUCCAGAUACCCCCUGCAAUACCCCCCCAUAUACCCCUCCCAGUACAGACACACCCAUCCAGCAUCCCCAACUAUCCCUCCCAGUACACCCUCCAGCAUCUCCAAAUACCUCCUCCAGCACCCUCCAUAUACCCCUCUCAGUACACACAUCCCCAUCCCCCACACACCCCAAAUACUCCCUCCCAGUACACCCUCCAGCACCUCCAAAUACCCCCUGCAGUACCCCCAUAUACCCCUCCCAUUACAGACACACCCAUCCAACAUCCCCCCAACUAUCCCACCUAGUACACCCUCCAGCACCUCCAAAUACCCCCUGCAGUACCCCCCAUAUACUCCUCCCAGUACAGACACACCCAUCCAGCAUCUCCCCAACUAUCCCACCUAGUAAAUCCUCCAGCACCUCCAAAUACCCCCUCCAGCACCCUCCCAAUAUACACACACCCCUCCAGCACCCCCCAGUAUUUCCUCCCACUACCCAUGCACCCCUCCAAAUACCCACUCCAGCACUCCCCAAAUGCCCCACUAGUACACACAUGCCCCUCUAGCACCACCCCAAAUACUCCCUCCCAGUACACACACACCCCUCCAGCAACCCCAAAUGCCCCUCCAAGUACACACACACACACACCCCUACAGCAUCCCUCCCAACACCCCCUCCAGCACUCCCCAAAUACCCCCUCCCAUGAAAUACACACCCUUCCAGCACCUACCAGCAUCGGGGUUUUGAUUUUGAAUUUGACUGUCAUCUCACAGCUUUGUUGCUGAUGUGGACAAACCCCUGCUGGGGCUUGUAGCUUUUUAAAAAAAAAAAAAUCAAAUUUGUACUAGCUAACUAAGGAAAGCUUUUUGUUUGUUAUUUGAUGUAUAGACCAAUGUGUUAAUAAAAAAAAACAAAAACAA
Molecule: messenger RNA, 6068 nt
Organism: Trachemys scripta elegans
Lineage: Eukaryota; Metazoa; Chordata; Testudines; Emydidae
Gene: KLHL38
Product: kelch like family member 38
Exons: 3
Coding region: 954-2696 (580 amino acids)
Molecular function (GO): protein binding
Source: RefSeq, a predicted model, not a curated record